AUUUAAUUUUUACGGGUUUAUUUUUCUCUCUUGUUUAGUCACCUCUUUGAAGUGAUGUGUCUCCACUAGGGUUUACUUUAUUUAACUGCCUCACUCCGCACCUCUCUCUUGCCCUUGCAUAUGAUCUAGCUAUGUUUCUUAAUUAGUUUUCCUUUUCACUACUUUUUUUCAAUUUUGGUGUUCUUGUUCACUAUAUAAAACUUUUUGUCUUGUGUUGUGUCCCUCCAUCUCAUCUUUAGUUCUUCUUCUAUUUUGCAUCAAUCAUGAGUGAUCCUUACACUAAUUACUUCCAUGGAUGGUUCAAUAAUUUCAACCCUAUUUACCAUUCUUCCUCAUCUUCUACUCCUCCUCCUUUCUCUUCCUAUAAUAACUAUAUUUUUCCAUCAUCAACAAAUUUCCAAUAUUUACAACCACCACCUUCUCCUCCUUUGAAAGAACCUCUUCCUCUCCUUAGUUUGAGCCCAAUUCAUCAACAUCAAGAUUAUUCAUCUACUAUGGAAGUUGAUAAUAAUAAUUAUAAUAAGGAAAACAAAGAUCAAGAGAGCAUCAUUUCUAACUUUGUUGAUGAAGAUAAUCAAGAUGAUGAAAGUGUUAGUGUAGCCUUACAAUUAGGGCUUCCUAAUCUAAGCCCUGAUGUUAUCUCAAGGAUUAAUUCUUCAACCAACAAAGAAGAACAAGAAGAAGAAGGAGAAGAAGAAGUUACUGUGGCUAAUAUUGGAUAUUCUUCCACACUUCACAAGGGUCAAUAUUGGAUCCCAACACCAGCUCAAAUUUUAAUUGGUCCUACACAAUUUUCAUGUCCUCUUUGCUUCAAAACUUUCAAUAGAUACAAUAACAUGCAGAUGCACAUGUGGGGGCAUGGAUCUCAAUACAGAAAAGGACCAGAAUCUCUAAGGGGAACACAACCAACAGCAAUGCUUAGGCUUCCGUGUUUCUGUUGUUCACCUGGAUGUAGGAACAAUAUUGAUCAUCCAAGGGCUAAGCCAUUGAAGGAUUUCAGAACCCUUCAGACUCAUUACAAAAGAAAGCAUGGAAUCAAACCAUUCAUGUGUAGGAAAUGUGGCAAAGCAUUUGCUGUGAGGGGUGAUUGGAGAACUCAUGAGAAGAAUUGUGGUAAGCUUUGGUAUUGCACUUGUGGAUCAGAUUUUAAGCACAAAAGGUCACUUAAAGAUCACAUUAAGGCAUUUGGAAAUGGACAUGAAGCUUAUGGUAUUGAUUGCUUAGAGGAAGAGGAUGAACCUGCUUCAGAAAUUGAACAAGACAAUGAUCAUGAUCACGACAAUUGAUGAUAUGCAUAUCGCGCCUAUGGGGAAAUUUUUUAUUUUGUCGACUCACACAAUUGAUAUUAGUUGUGUAACACUUAAUUUUUUAUCUCACAUAAAAAGUGUAACCACUCUUUUGUGAGAUAAAAACAAGCUUAAAAAAAAUAGCGUCAAUUGUGUGAGGCACAUAAUAAAAAAUUUCAGGGUAUGAGGGAAAGUUCAUUUUGAAAACUACAUAAUUUUCUUUCUCUCUUUGUUUAUGUUGCACUAGUAACCUUGUUGUUCUUGAUCAUUUUCUUCCGUUGCAAUUUUUAUCUUUCCGUAAAGGGAAAUGUUGCACUCAUUAGAAGUCGUCAGCUCUCUCUCAGAAUAUUUAUUUAAAUGUUUGUUUUACUAACUUUUUUGGCUCUAUUUUUCUACAUAUAUUGAUUUUCCUCCUUUAAUAUGACCA
Molecule: messenger RNA, 1713 nt
Organism: Solanum dulcamara
Lineage: Eukaryota; Viridiplantae; Streptophyta; Magnoliopsida; Solanales; Solanaceae
Product: zinc finger protein WIP2-like
Exons: 2
Coding region: 264-1286 (340 amino acids)
Biological process (GO): regulation of gene expression; anatomical structure development
Cellular component (GO): nucleus
Molecular function (GO): DNA-binding transcription factor activity
Source: RefSeq, a predicted model, not a curated record